Salvia splendens (bonfire salvia) is the source of this 1172-nucleotide messenger RNA. Its product is annotated as E3 SUMO-protein ligase MMS21. The transcript has 7 exons. Gene Ontology annotation, molecular function: zinc ion binding; SUMO ligase activity. Gene Ontology annotation, cellular component: Smc5-Smc6 complex; nucleus. The coding region runs from base 67 to 921 and encodes 284 amino acids. Gene Ontology annotation, biological process: protein sumoylation; double-strand break repair via homologous recombination. The record is from RefSeq and is a predicted model, not a curated record. Lineage: Eukaryota; Viridiplantae; Streptophyta; Magnoliopsida; Lamiales; Lamiaceae.
UUCCAUCUUUUCUUUUCCCUCCAACAAAUCGAGCCAAAAAAAAUCGGAAGAAACUGAAAAUCUGCAAUGGCGUCCGCCUCUGCUCCGCGCAACGGUGUACAGGGAAGAAUUGCGUCGGCGGCUACAACGCUUGCCGCCGAGAACCAGACUCUUAUUGCUGAGAUUAGAAGGGCUACAGUUAUGAUGAAAGAAGUUGGAGUCGAUUUCGAGAAGGACAACGAAUUUGACAUGCCAUCAUAUGUUUUGUUUGGAAGAAGAAACCAUCAUAUGUUGGUAAGUAUAUUAUGUGAUUCAAAUUAUCAAAUAGUAUGUAUUGUCAAUUUGGCACUGCAGGUGAAGCAGCUUGAAGAUGGAGUUGUUAACUUAGUGAAAGCUGCAGAUGAGUGUACUCAUCUUUCGAGCAGUAUCCAAUCUAUAGGAAAAGAUUACCAGCCUGCAGCUGAGCUAACUAACUUCAGUAAGCUCUUCGAUAAGAAAAUCAAAAGAUCAAAGGCUGAUGUGUCAUCUGUCUCACAGAGCCAGUUAUGGUUACGACAGUUCCGUGAAGCUAUCUGGAAAGUUCAUCACGAAGGACAACCUAUGCCAGGUGAAGAGCAAGAGGACAUAAUAAUGACCAGCACGGAGUGCACUAUUUUAAAUGCCACCUGUCCACUGACAGGAAAACCUAUCACUGAACUAGCGGAACCUGUUAGAAGCAUGGAUUGCAAGCACAUAUAUGAGAAGAAGGCUAUCAUGCAACAUUUAAGGACGAGAACCGCACAGAUCCGUUGCCCGGUGACAGGUUGCCCGAAAAAAUUGGUGGUAGACAGAGUGGAUUGCGACCCCUUUUUACUAAUGGAAAUUGAUGAAAUGCGAUCACUUAAUGCACAACGUGCCACAGCUGGUGUGAUCGAAGAUUUCACUCAGCUGGAACAAGAUUAAUCUGUUAAAAGUUUGCAUCACCGUUUUGAGACGUUGAGACAUCAUCAAUCCACAAUGAUUUCUCCCCAUCUUGCCUUCUACUGCUAACGUAGUAUUCACAAUAACAUGUUAAAUGUUCCAAUAGGUCAAGAUGAUAUCUAAAUCAAAUGAAUUAGUAGAAGCAUGAUUCUGUUUUGUUGGAAUUUAUUUGUAAAUUUUUGUGCUUUAUUAAAGUAUCUUACCAUCUGAAGAUGCAACAAUAUAAUGAUUAA